Messenger RNA from Closterium sp. NIES-65, 1671 nucleotides. Lineage: Eukaryota; Viridiplantae; Streptophyta; Zygnematophyceae; Desmidiales; Closteriaceae. The record is from the annotation of a GenBank genome assembly.
AUGAAACGACUCGGGUACGGCCGCUCUAAAUCCCUCUCCCCAAAUUUUCCCCCACCCAUUCUCAUGGCGCCGCCACCCAAGCUGAAGCGACUCGGGUACGGCCUGUGUUCCCCCCACCCUAUCGACUCCCCCCUCCCCCCCCUCUCCCCAGUCUUCCCCACAGCUCUCCUCUACAACAGCCCCCCCCCCCCUCCCCAAUUCCCCCCUCACCUUCCCCCAAUCUUCCCCCCUCACCUCCCCCCAAUCUUCCCCCCUCACCUCCCCCCAAUCUUCCCCCCUCACCUCCCCCCAAUCUUCCCCCCUCACCUCCCCCCAAUCUUCCCCCCUCACCUCCCCCCAAUCUUCCCCCCUCACCUCCCCCCAAUCUUCCCCCCUCACCUCCCCCCAAUCUUCCCCCCUCACCUCCCCCCAAUCUUCCCCCCUCACCUCCCCCCAAUCUUCCCCCCUCACCUCCCCCCAAUCUUCCCCCCUCACCUCCCCCCAAUCUUCCCCCCUCACCUCCCCCCAAUCUUCCUCAACUGUCAUGGCGUCGCCACCCAAGCCAAAACGACUCGGGCAGGGCUUUCGACUCAAAAACAAACCGCCAUCCCCUCUGUUCUUAUUCUUUCAAAUGCUGGCCCCUUUCCGAUGCUCUCCUCCCCCCGCCUCUCCCAUGCACCUCCCGCCUCUCCCAUGCACCUCCCGCCUCUCCCAUGCACCUCCCGCCUCUCCCAUGAACCUACCGCCUCUCACAUGCACCUCCCUGCCUCUCCCAUGCACCUCCCCGCCUCUCCCAUGCACCUCCCCGCCUCUCCCAUGCACCUCCCCGCCUCUCACAUGCACCUCCCCGCCUCUCACAUGCACCUCCCGCCUCUCACAUGCACCUCCCCGCCUCUCCCAUGCACCUCCCCGCCUCUCCCAUGCACCUCCCCGCCUCUCACAUGCACCUCCCGCCUCUCACAUGCACCUCCCCGCCUCUCACAUGCACCUCCCGCCUCUCACAUGCACCCCCCUCCGCUCACGGAUUUUUUCCAUUCCCAAGUUCACCUUUCAUCCCCAAUCCUCACAUUUCUCCUUGUCUUCCCUGCUGUCAAUGAGUUCCCUCCGCCCUUCCUCCCCUCUCCCCUCCUCCUAUCCACCCACCCCCAGGUGGGACUUCCACAUCUGGCAGGCAAUCGCUGCCUGCAUGCCUUGGUUAGGUGGGACUUCCACAUCUGGCAGGCGAUCGUUGCGUGCAUGCCCCCUCUAGCGGUGUAUCUGACCGUGCAAUAUGCCAAAGCAGAGAUUGCAAGGAUGGAAAAGGAGCUUCAGGCAGAAGAGGCAUCCGCAGUUAAGGGGAGUGAGGGUGAUGGAGGGAGGCAGGAAGGUGCGGAAACAGCUACAGCUGACUUGUCACCAGCUCGCAAAAAUGUCACCACGGGGCACAGUGACGUGGCAUCUGCUGGGGUGGCAUCUGCUGAUGUGGCAACUGUUGACGUGGCGUCGCUGCAGCGCCAGCUGGCGGCGCUGGCCAGUCAGGUGCAGCAACUGCAGGGAUUGGCCCCCUGUGGUUCAGUUGCCACGGUUUGCACUGUAUUCCCCAUACAUUCCGUUCACUCUCCGCCGUCCAGCAGCGCGGCAGCUUGGGGGGGAAACUGGGGCGGAAGGGUGGGUGCGGCUAGCUGGCAGCUGCGUGACGGGGGCAUCGCCUGA